Molecule: messenger RNA, 579 nt
Organism: Racocetra persica
Lineage: Eukaryota; Fungi; Glomeromycota; Glomeromycetes; Diversisporales; Gigasporaceae
Source: the annotation of a GenBank genome assembly
AUAUACCUGCUGAAGAACAAGCAAUGCUAAAAGAAAUUAGCGAAAAGGAUGAUGUUCAGAUAGUUCAGCUGAGUUGUCACACUGACGAAGGCGUGAUGGAGGCGAGAAAUUUGGCAUGCGACAAAUUAUUAGCUGCUCGUGUUGAUUUCAAAUUGAGAGGUUCAAAGAUCAAUGAUGUUAUUAACAAAAUUCAUCUCGCUGAACCGGUUGCGCGUGACGAUAUACCACGUCCACCUCAUAUCCCCGAAGGAGUGAAAAGUCGACCUAAGUUUGAUAUCAAUGAUCCUAAAAGGCCCAAAUUGGAAAGGGAUUUGGAAGCAGAAGGUGGCGGUCCUGGUGUAUAUAGUGUUGAUCUUAAGAAACAAUAUGAAUUUAAAAGUGCCGAAUGGAAAUAUGACGUAAUCCCAGAAGUUAUGAAUGGCAAAAACGUUGCCGACUUUAUUGACCCAGAUAUUGAAGAAAAAUUAGAUGCUUUAGAGCGUGAAGAAGAACGUUUGGAGGCUGAUGGACAUUACGAUUCAGAGGAAAACAUGAUAGAUUCUGAAGAAGAAGAAAUGAAUAAAGUCGCCGAAACAAUUC